Heterostelium album PN500 is the source of this 1491-nucleotide messenger RNA. RefSeq lists its product as uncharacterized. The coding region runs from base 1 to 1491 and encodes 496 amino acids. Lineage: Eukaryota; Evosea; Eumycetozoa; Acytosteliales; Acytosteliaceae. The record is from RefSeq and is a predicted model, not a curated record. The transcript has 2 exons.
AUGCAAGGAUUAUCAACACUACUUCAACAAAAAAUAUUGACAUACUUGUUGCCAAAUGGAAUUCCAUCGACAUUGAAGGAAUACAUUGUAUCACACAUUAGAAGCUAUCAUAAUAGUGGAGAUGAGGAGGAUUCAGAUUUAUUCCAGAAGAUAAAUCUAAAUUCAUCACAUGUCGAACUAUCUUUGGUUUAUAGUCAGUAUUCAUUAUACAACAAACAAAACAUUCACACUUUGUACUUGGAGGCUUUGGACACCUUCUCAGAAGAAGGUAAAUGCGAUGUCCAAUUCAAAGAAACAAUCAAUAGUCUUCCAAACUUGGAGAGACUUAUCAUCGAAACAAAUAGCCCACAUCUUCUUUUGGCAAUUCAUAAACAAUAUCCUUCAUUAAAGAUGGAAGUGCUUGUUGAAGACUACGAAUACUUUCAGUAUGCCAAUAACAUAGAUCUAUCAUUUAUGGAGUUUAUUGCUAGUAGUGCUUCUGAAGUUGUUAAAUCAAAUCUUAACAUCUAUUACGAUGACUACUAUAAAUAUGUAAAAGCUUGGAGAAUGAAUUCAUUGGAAUUGGAAUAUGAUUCUUGGGAUUAUCAAUAUUUUAUGCAUCUCUCCUAUUCAUUUUUGUUGAAAUUACGAUCACUUCAACAUCUUCUAAUCCGUGUCGAUCAUAUUGAUGCCAAAGAACUUGUACUCGUUGCAAAGAACAAUAUCUUGGAAUCAUUCAGUUCCGAUGUAUUCUUCAGACUAUUCAUUGGUUCAUCUGGCUUUGAGUGCAAGUGUUCAGAACUUAUAGAGGAGAGUGAUGAUGAUCGUGUCCCCCUCAAGCAUUGGAGAAACUUUUGCUCUGCCCUUUCAACCAACACCAAAUUGAAAUAUCUUCAUCUUGGUAAUACUUGUAAACACAAGAAGCUUACCAAUAAACUUAGGACCUUCAUUUCAUCAGAAUUCCUCACAUCUUUGAAAGCCAAUGGUACACUCGAAUCACUUUCAUUAUCAUGUAAUAUGCUAUCAGAUGAUUUCUAUGAAUCUUUGUUUUCUCAAUCCAACACAGAUACGAAUAGAACCAUCAAAAGCAUACAUCUUCGUUCCUAUAAUCUCAAUCGAUUGAAAUCAAUUGGAAGAAUGCUUGAACACAACCAAACAAUCAACCAUUUAACAUUUUCAAAGUAUAUAAAUAGCAAAGAUGAAAAUAAUGAUGAUACAAAUCAAGCAAUAGAUUCAUUCGUUAGUUCACUUGCUCUCAACAAAACAUUGAUAUCAUUGACAAUCGAAGAGAAUACAUUUACUACAGAUCUUCUUUCAAAACUUUCUCUGUCAUCAACAUUAUCUUUUAUCUUAACAAAAAAGGAUCCAUAUGAAGAAGAUAGUGACGAUGAAGAAGAAGAAGAUGACGACGAUACAAGUAAUGAAGACGAUGAUGCAGAAGAAGAAGAAGAUGAUGAUGAUGAUGAAGAUGAUGAAGAGGAAGAAGAUGGUGAUGAUGACUAUAAAGAAUAA